This is a messenger RNA of Paecilomyces variotii, 1253 nucleotides long. RefSeq lists its product as hypothetical. Bases 266 to 1030 code for a protein of 254 amino acids. Lineage: Eukaryota; Fungi; Ascomycota; Eurotiomycetes; Eurotiales; Thermoascaceae. The transcript has 2 exons. The record is from RefSeq and is a predicted model, not a curated record.
UAAAAUAUAUGCAAUUCUUUGAUGCUUGUUGUCACUCUUGUCCUCCGUUCCAAAUACAGGGCACGGCUCGCGCUGAUUGGCUGAGACUCUGGCCAACCGUCUGCCGUAUAACCGCCGAGAUCCCAUCGAGCAGAUUUCGUCGCACUGCUAAAAAUGUUCCGCAAUAAUGAGUAACUGAGGAUUCUCCAGGGACCAGUGCCCUCAAGAUAUUCGUACCCCUAGACAAGUCGCGAUUACGACCAAUCUAGGUACUCUCUGUCGCAUCAUGCCGCACACCUCGCGGAAGAAAAAAGCCACUGCGCAGAAGCGCCUGGAGAUCGCCGAUGACGAUGGCUGGACUCAUGUUACUAAGGGCGGAAAUGUCCCGAGAAGGGCUGUCAAGACGGCUGAAGGGGAAUUACUUCCAGCGGAACCGCCAUCUCGGCUGACUAUUGGAGAAUUGAAAAAGCAGUACGAGGCGCAUAGGCAGAAGUGGGACGAGUCGUCAACGAAUGAGACUCUCAACCAUGUACUACGGGAGCGACUUUCACAAUCCAUGAAGAAUAUAGACAAUAUCGUCUGCAUAGGUCUCGGUAGUCCUAGCGGUUUUCUUCGCGGUGGAUGGGUGGACCGCAGAAGCGUAUCAUUGUAUCAGCUGGCGACUCUAGCUGCCAUUGCUGGGCUCUUUGAAACUCUUGAUACACAGUCUGCUGCUGUGCAAGUCUUUGCCCAAGACCCCGUCUUCAAUGACUUUGAUAAGGAGCUCUUGCAGUCCCUUGGAAUUACCGUGGUCGAAGACCCGAAAGCUUUCGAGCUGGUUAACGAGGGCACCUUUUUAUACUGUCCUGGAGCCGAGAGAGCUCAUCUGGACCGUAUACUUGCAUCAAAUCCCGCUAUUCUAUUCGGAGGGCCCCUUGACAAUCUCUCUCCGGAGCAAGAAGUCCUAGCAUCCUAUGUUCAGACACGGAGCUCGUUGCAAUUGCCUGCAUUUGAGCCUAAUGAGCAUGCUUUCUGGAAUAUGCGCUUGUAUUGGAAAGACGAGGACAAUUGAUCAUGGACGCAGCUCAUCUCGAGGUUAGGUUUCUGCGGUCCAAUGUGCUGUUCCCUAAUCGAAAGUUAUGCACUUCCUGGCCAUCUCCCUUGGAAGAAAGUCGCCUCGGUUGCCCGUCAAUGAAGUGGGACAGUGAUGCCAUCAUAUCUAGGUGAUCCUGCUGACGACGGUUGGGGGUCUAGUUGUCGGUCCCAGAAGUACUGACUGGAGAUCCCGGAAAAUC